CAUUGUCUGCAGGUGUUGUGCACAGCAGAUGUGUUUGUAAAAACCACAAGAGAAACCUCACAGCAAAAGCAGAGCCAUCUCAGCCCCCUUACCUCUCCCACUGAACACUCAUAAAAUGUGCCUUCUUACAUUGGCCUCAGUGAGUUGAGAUGGACAGAUUCAGCAGAAUCAUACGUUUUGGGGGACCACUGCUGCAAACCAUCCUCUUGAUUGCCUCUGUUUGGAAAUUAGCAGCUUGCUCUGAGGUUACAAUCGUGGGGGGACAUGAGGUCAAGCCUCACUCCAGGCCGUGGAUGGUGUCCCUUCAGGUCAAGAACAAUCACAUAUGUGGGGGCACUCUGAUCCGAGACCAGUGGGUUCUGACGGCAGCUCACUGUAAGGGUGUCUUUGGUGAGUCUAAGAAAUUCGUGGAAGCCGUCCUUGGAGCUCACUCUCUGACAAGCAGCAAAAACACACAGCGGGUAGCCAUUGAGGAGUACUAUGUACCUGGCACCUAUAGUGACAGAACCAAGGAAGAUGACAUCAUGUUAAUCAAGCUGAAGAUGAAAGUCAAGGUAAACAGCAAGGCAGUGAAAGUGAAAGAGGUUUCAAAGUCUGGCAAAGACCUCCAGGUUGGCACACAGUGCCAGGUGACAGGAUGGGGGGUGGUAAGUGCUACGGGUAGCAUGCCGUCAGACACACUGCAGGGGGCAGAGGUGGACAUAGUGGACAGGAAGCUCUGUGACUGCUUCUACAACAGAAACCCUGUGAUCACCCAGGACAUGCUCUGUGCUAGCAACAGCAAAAGACAGGCAGAUGCUUGCAAGGGGGAUUCUGGUGGCCCGUUGGAGUGUAAGAAAGCCUUUGUAGGCUUGGUGUCUGGAGGACUGGGCUGUGGCAACCCCAAGAAGCCUGGAGUGUACACCCGGUUCUCCAAAAGACACCUGGAUUGGAUCCACAAGAUCAUCAAACAUCAAUCAAACACCACCAAUGUUGGCAUACUGUAAGGAUGUAAUGGGUCAGACCAUAGAUUGUUUGAACUAGAAUCAAUUACAGUCCAGCUCCUAGGUCCCUAAGGCUCAUACAAUACAUGUGUUUAUGUCAUCACCCGUUUGCCUCUCUGUUUAAAAUAAAGAGUAACUGCAACUGUUGUGGUGUUCACUUUUUCCUGACAGCUUUCUUUUUCCUUCUAGAGCAGUGGCAACCCGUCAUUUAUGUAUUUCCUUUAGGGAGACCGGUUGUCUUUGCUGGAUCUCUGUGUCAAACAAGAUUUCUCUGUAGGACAUCUCUGUAGGACAUCAGCUUUAGCUAUAUCCAUUACCUCGCCAGCAUCUCUGUUUUGUAUAGCUUGAACAGUCCAUGGGCGUCAGGUUACAACUGUAUAUCUGCGUGUGUGGUCCACACAGUUUGGUUACAUUUCUAUGCUUAACAAUGUGAGCCCCACAUUUUUAGCAAAAAAACUAUAAUAAAAAAAGUAACAAUUUGAGCCCCACAUUUUUAGCAAAAUAACAACUUUUUUUUUGGUUAGGGGGGUUUGCUUGUUUUGAUUGUUAUUUUGGCAUUAAUAUGUGUCACAUAUCAGUUUGCAAACAUGUAAAACAUUCAAUAAAUAAUUGAGUUAAUAAAGCUGCAUAUAACCAUG
Molecule: messenger RNA, 1621 nt
Organism: Salvelinus fontinalis (brook trout)
Lineage: Eukaryota; Metazoa; Chordata; Actinopteri; Salmoniformes; Salmonidae
Gene: gzma
Product: granzyme A
Exons: 5
Coding region: 150-986 (278 amino acids)
Biological process (GO): proteolysis
Molecular function (GO): serine-type endopeptidase activity
Source: RefSeq, a predicted model, not a curated record